UAAUAGGUUAAUCCCAGAAAAUAAAAAAAAACAUAAAAAACAAGCUUUUAGUUACAGAAAGCAGGAACAACUAUGAAACAAAACAAACCCUCUUUAUAACCUAUUUAUUAUCCUACAUUCAGUAUUGCCAAAUCAACGAAUAAAGAGGAAGUUGUAACAAAUAUUAAAAGUCAGAAUUAGUCAUUGGUUUUAGAUUUGAUAGUGAAGCGACAGAGGAGCAGGGGAAAGGGACCUUUUCAGUUAGAAUAGUGUUAAGAUGCCUGUGUUGGAGUUUAUUUUUGGUAUUGUACCAUUUGUUUUAUGCUGUUAUGCUGCACCAGCCAACGAUAAAGGUCUAGCUCCAUGUGCAAAACCACCACAGAUGAAAAAUGCUGGGCUGUCGGAUGACUGGAAUGAUGAAACAUAUCGUCCUGGCACAGUCGCAAAUUAUCAGUGCCACCCUGGAUAUAUUAUUGCACCUAAAAUGGUUUGCUCAGGAGGAAAAUGGGAAAUUUUAAGAAGAGGAGAAUGUAGAAAAAGACCAUGUGGUAAUCCUGGUGAUAUUCUUUUUGGCAAAUUUGAGCUAAUAAAUGAAGAGGCAUUUGUAUUUGGAGCUGUUGUGGAAUACUCUUGUAAUGAAGGAUAUCAGAUGAUUACAAAACACAGAAAGCGAGAAUGCACAGCAACGGGAUGGACAAAUGAGCGUCCACACUGUGAAGUUCGCCUAUGCCCCCCAGUGAUGGAUGACAGCCUAACAGUUUUGACUACUGUGUUUGAUGGUGAAUUUUCUGUAGGCCAUGUAAUACAAUUGAAAUGCAAGAAUCCAAUGAAUGAGCUUAAUGGGCCAUCUGAAAUUUUCUGCACCACAAAUGGAACAUGGAAUAUUGACCCUCCUACUUGUAAAGAUACGUCAGAGCCAUGUCUCCUAAAUAAUAUUCAGCUUGGAGAAAACAAUGUGAGGCUUGUAAAGAAAUAUGAAAAUACAGUGUACGCCAAGCAUGGUGAUGUAUUGGAACUUGAGUGUUUACCGGAGCAUGAAAUCUCAGAUCCCAGCCUACUAAGAAUAACGUGUACUAGAGGAGUUAUGCUUUACCCCAAAUGUGUCAGAAAGGAGUCAUAUUUAAAUAUUAAUGAUCAACUUGGAGGGAAGAAUGUGCAACUAUCAGGUAAUAAAGUAAAAGAGUCUGCAAAGAAUGGAAGAAAACCUUGUGGCCAACCACCCCCAAUAAAGUUUGGAGAAAUCACAAGUAAAACAACAUAUAUAUCACGUACAUAUCCUUCAGGCUCAUCUGUGACGUAUCAGUGUCCACAAAUGUAUAAAGUUGAAGGUCAUAAACUUAUCAGAUGCCGGAAUGGAGUUUGGGAUGAUCCACCUGUUUGUCUUGAGCCAUGCACAACAAAUGAGAAUACCAUGGAUGAAAACCAUAUUGUGCUGAGGUGGAGAGGCAACAGUAAGUUCUGCAACAGAAAUGAGCAGAAUGACCAACUAGCUAAAAAGUGCUAUGUUCCACAUGGCAAUACAAUUAGAUUUACUUGUUUGUCUGGAUAUGAAAUACCAAAUCCCAAUGAUUUAAAAAGCAAAUGCAACAGAGGAGUUCUUCAAUAUCCAACAUGUUUUAAGAGAGCAAAAAAGCGAGUACUACCAAGCACUCAAUGAUUCCUAAAAUGAUCAGUUAAGCAGUUGUAUGAAGAUAUUGCUAUGGCUUUAUGUAGUGGCUGGUAAAAUAGCUUUGCAGUACAGUAUGUAAUCAUAUAUAUAUAUAUAUAUAUAUAUAUAUAGCUGAAUAACCCGGCACUCACCCGCUCACCAACGGUAUUUCACUUUGCUCCCGUGCCUUCCAGAAUCGGGGUGUGAAGCCCGCAAUAUAGUUUCCCAAACAGGCGGCACUUGGAGUCUUUCAAAGGUGCAUAAAGUGCUUUAUUGCAGUGCUGUCAUCAUAUCAACAGUUUCGGGGUCGCAGCCCCUUCA
Molecule: messenger RNA, 1948 nt
Organism: Pseudophryne corroboree (corroboree frog)
Lineage: Eukaryota; Metazoa; Chordata; Amphibia; Anura; Myobatrachidae
Product: complement factor H-like
Exons: 10
Coding region: 257-1636 (459 amino acids)
Source: RefSeq, a predicted model, not a curated record